Molecule: messenger RNA, 1472 nt
Organism: Gilbertella persicaria
Lineage: Eukaryota; Fungi; Mucoromycota; Mucoromycetes; Mucorales; Choanephoraceae
Exons: 5
Coding region: 24-1466 (480 amino acids)
Biological process (GO): regulation of gene expression
Molecular function (GO): chromatin DNA binding; RNA polymerase II cis-regulatory region sequence-specific DNA binding; protein binding
Source: RefSeq, a predicted model, not a curated record
GCGCUUUCCUUGUUCUCUAUUCAAUGAUAUCCAGAAACAUAAACUAUGUACCACAAGAUAUUUUACAGAAACUCGCUUAUAUCAACGAACAAACAUGGCUCAAGUUUGGCAGUUUAGCUGAACUAAUGAAUGAUCAUGACAAAGCCAUUAGUUUUUAUGAAUCUGCCUUGAGACACAACCUUCAUUCCAUCACUGCCUUAACACAAAUAGCUUCUUUAUUUCGAGCUAAAGAACAAUUCAGCAAGGCUGUUGACUAUUUCAAACGGAUUCUAUCGAUUCAAGAAAACAAUGGCGAAGUAUGGGCUUCAUUAGGUCAUUGUUAUUUAAUGAUGGAUAACUUACAAGAAGCCUAUGAUGCCUAUCAACAGGCAUUGCAUCAUCUUCAGAACCCUAAAGAUCCUAAACUCUGGUAUGGCAUUGGUAUCCUGUAUGAUCGUUAUGGUUCUCUUGAACACGCUGAAGAAGCCUUUUCUGCUGUGAUGAAGAUGGAUCCUCAGUUCGAAAAGUCCAAUGAAAUCUAUUUUCGACUCGGCAUUAUUUAUAAGCAACAACGUAAACUGGAUCCUUCAUUACAAUGCUUUCGUUAUGUACUUCAUCACCCACCAGAACCAUUAACAGAAUCAGAUAUAUGGUUUCAAAUUGGAUCUGUGCAUGAACAAAAGAAAGAGUAUGAUGCAGCUAAAGAAGCCUAUGAACAUGUCUUGUUUGAAAACCCAGAACAUGCCAAAGUACUUCAACAAUUAGGCUGGCUUUAUCACCAAUCCGAUGCUCCUUUUUGUAACCAGCAAUUAGCUACUGAGUUCUUGACACGAUCAUUAAAAGCAGAUGGCAAUGAUGCUCAGUCAUGGUAUUUACUGGGUCGUUGUUAUAUGGUCAAUCAGAACCACAACAAGGCUUAUGAAGCCUAUCAACAAGCUGUCUAUCGAGAUGCUCGUAACCCUACUUUUUGGUGUUCGAUUGGCGUCUUGUACUAUCAAAUCAAUCAAUACCGAGAUGCAUUAGAUGCGUAUAGCCGUGCUAUACGUCUGAAUCCUUAUAUCAGUGAAGUAUGGUAUGAUUUAGGCACUUUGUAUGAAUCAUGUAACAAUCAAGUGCAAGAUGCUGUUGAUGCCUACAGUCGUGCUGCUGAACUGGAUCCUCAUAACCCUUUGAUCCAACAGCGCUUAGAACACUUGAGACGACCACAAGAUAGUCAUUCAGAAGCACCCCCACCAAGGGAUGUGAGUGAUCCAAGUCAAUAUGUCAGUCACACAGCUGGUAGUAGUAGUUUAUUACCUUAUGACCAGCGUACAAGGCCUAUAGAUCGUAAUUCAAUAAGUGAGCCUAACCGAGACAUGUAUACUUUAAAUGCCAUGGCUUCUCCUAAUGGACUAAAACCCAAGAUAAAAGAAGAACCUAAAUCGCCUCAACCUUCCAUUACUCUCAAGAAUGAAGAUCUAAAGAUACCAAAGCAAGAAACUAAAUAAAUGCUA